Molecule: messenger RNA, 3572 nt
Organism: Brachypodium distachyon (stiff brome)
Lineage: Eukaryota; Viridiplantae; Streptophyta; Magnoliopsida; Poales; Poaceae
Product: disease resistance protein RPP13
Exons: 3
Coding region: 497-3337 (946 amino acids)
Biological process (GO): defense response to other organism
Molecular function (GO): ADP binding
Source: RefSeq, a predicted model, not a curated record
AGCGCAGCAGGGGAAGCGGGAAAAAAAAAAGCUUCGGUACUCUUCCGCGAAAUUGUGCGGGCUCUUGCACGGCUCUCCCGCGGUGGGGAGCGAGCUCCGGCGCCGGCAGGCCCGUCCACGCCGCGCCGCCGCUGCGAUAAGUACCUACGCCCCGCGCCGCCACCCGGACAGGCUCUUCCGCUCAGCGUCGCCGCCCUGACAGGCUCCUCCGCCAGCCGCGUCGCUCCGCUCUGACGGCUCCCUGCGACCCCUCCUCUCGACACAGCGUCCUCCGCCAGCCGUCGAGGCAUAGCUUCGGCAGCCCACCGGACACGCACGUGUUGGACCAGGAGGCCCAUGUGGUGCGGGAAUUGGGAUCAGGCCGCCGGACCAAGCGGCCCACGCCUCCUCUUCUUCCUAGCCACGCGUCACUGUCUAGCCCUGGUGUGCUCGUCGACGAAGGCGGCGUUCUCUCCACUGCUCCUCCCAGCAGAAGUAGGGAAAUUAAGAGAAACUAAUGGAGGUUGGUGCAGCUGUAGUCGGUGCCCUACUGAAGAGCACCCUGCCUAAACUCUUGGCGGCGAUAGGAGAAAAAAGGAAGCAGCUGAAAGGCCUUGAGGUUGAUGUUGGAUCCAUCAACUGUGAGCUCGAGUUGAUCCAAAGCAUCAUUGGUUGCUCGAGUGGCAUUGUUGUUAGUGAUCGUUGGAUUGCGCAACUCCGACGCUUGGCAGAUGACAUCAAGGACUGCAUAGACCGCUUCCACGUUGGGAAGACGGCAAGGACCCGUUUUGCUGGCCAGAUUGCUGACCUCAAGAAGAGAUCGAAGGAUACACGGAAGCAGUUAGAAAGCCAUAUCCGGAUGGCUAAAUCUGGCGGUGCAUCGACCUCCACAGAACAAACUCCUCUGACUGCUGAUCGUCCCGUGGGCAUGAAGGAUGCGGAGCAGGAGCUUCUCGGUCUUUUGCAGAGCGAACCGGAGGGGAAGCUGAAGGUGAUCUCCAUCAUUGACUUCGGUGGCCAUGGUAAGACUCUUCUGGCCAAGCAUGUUUACCAUGACAGGGAUGUCCGCAGUCAGUUCCCUCAGCGUGCUUGGGUCCUUGCUGCCGGCAAGGAAGCGCCAGUGGUUCUCAAGGAGAUACACCAGAAAGUGCUUCUUUUAAAUGAGCAAGCCGAUGUACAUGCUGGUAGCUCCAGCAUAGCCGUCCCAGUCGCACAAGUUGAGAAGGGCAAGGACAUCCAGAAGGAGGUUCAGGUUCAGGAGAAUCUUCUAUGCACGUAUGUCAAGAAUGCUGCUAAUACCUCUACCUCCAGCGACGACGACGAGCGUGUUGACUCUGAAGGCAUACAUGCUGCGACUGAGAGUACCUCCAACAAUAAUAUGGAUGAGAAGGGCAAAGGCGUGCAGAUUAUUGUGGAGGAGAUACAUGAGAAUGGUGUUCAUGAUGCUGAACUUGGUGCGAGUACCUCCAAUGCCGACCAGCAGGCGGUAGUGCUUCAGAAGACCAGAAGGUAUUUGAUUGUAAUUGAUGACGUAGAGAUGGAAGAGCUGCACGACAUAAUAUCUGCCUUCCCUUGGGCUGAUGGAGUGGGUGGCAGAAUUAUCAUGAUGACGACCAUUCAGUCGGAAGCCACACGCUGCAGAUGUGGUAAUGGUUUACCACUUGCUCUGGAUAGCACAUCCCAGUUUUUCAUUAGAGAGCUCACAGAGACUGGAUUUGAAGAAGCCUGCCUCAAACUUUGUGAUGAUGCAUUAGAGAGGAUGCAACGCUGCAACUUUCAGAUUCUAUCUAGCCUUGCUCUCCAUGACUUGUUGCUUUAUUUCUGCCUGUUUCCGCGUGAUCAUCCUGUCAGGAGGAAUCCUCUAAUAAGGCGAUGGCUAGCUGAAGGACUUGUACAACCAGAAAAUGUGGCAGUCCAGAAUUUGGAGACCCUCAUCAACCGCAAUAUCAUUCAUCCCAUUCAAGUAGGCCAAAAUGGGAAGGUGAGCAGGUGCCAGCCUCCGGGCAUGAUGCUUGACCACAUCUCCGACAAAUCCAUGUCAGAGAAUUUCAUCACCUUAUUCUGUGGUGAGACCAGUGAACCGGAGCAUGUCCGCCGGCUUUCUCUCCAUCCUGACAGUGCUACAAACGGUCGCUUGAACUUGCCCAAGGAUUUAUCUCGUCUUCAUACUCUGGCGGUAUUCCCUACUGCAGAUGUUGCCAAUUAUGAAGAUAAUUUGAAUUAUUCCAAGUAUGACCUACUGCGAGUGUUGGAUCUGAAAGAAUGUUCCCAUCUGAAAGAAAAACAUCUGAAGAAAAUAUGUGACCUCGUACUGCUGAAAUAUCUGAGCCUCGGGGACACUAUUGGUCAGGUUCCAAGGAAAAUAUCCAGGCUCCAACUGUUAGAGACACUCGACAUGAGGAGAGCAGAAACAGUGACAGUGCCCGUACAAGUCAUCCUGCUGCCCUCCUUAAUAAACCUCCUUGGAAAGUUUCAACUUGUUGAAGAUGAUCACAAAAGCAAGAUCCAUGAACUCGAGAAGUUCUUGUCAGAAGACAGUAAACUGGAGAGGCUUUCAGGAUUUGUCACUAGCAAUACCGAAGGAUUUCCACAGUUGAUGUGUCAUAUGGGACGGUUGAGGAAGGUGAAAAUAUGGAGUGACUCCACUGCAGCUGAAACAAACUUGACUCAUCUUUCAGAAGCCAUCCAGAAAUUCAUUCGUAAGGGCCUCGAUAUGACCAGAACUGAUCGGUCCCUUUCUAUUGAUUUCCAUGCAUGCUCAGCAAAGUGUUCAAAACCAUUAAUGGAGUCUUUGCAAGCUGCAGGCCGUCUUACCUCGCUCAAAUUGCAUGGCAAGCUGACACGAUUCCCUCAGUUUGAUGCAAAGCUAGUUGAGGAGCUUUGCCUUGCAUGGACCAAUCUUAGUGGGGAUGCUAUUCUAGAUGGCUUGAGUGUGUUGAAACUGAAACUGAAAUAUCUGAAGCUGGUUGAGGAUGACCUUGGUCCCCUCGACAUACGGCCUCACUUCAAACGGCUGGAGCGGAUAUGUCUCGUGGGCGUGCAAAGCCUGCACGGCAUAACAAUCCGCGCAGGAGCUCUGCCUCGUCUUACCUCACUCCAUAUACUCAGUGAAGCUCUAGGUCUUCUUCCUGGCAUCGACAUCACACAGCUCGGAGGACUAGAGGAAGUUGCACUCCAUUCUGGAGUCGAUCAAGGAAUAAAGGAUGGAUGGCAGAAAGCUGCAAGGAACCAUCAUAAAAGGCCCAACCUUCUGUUCAUUGAUCAUCCCAACUCCAACAGAGAUCGAGAUCCUCAGCUUCUCGGAACAAACGUGGCAACUGCAAAAAAACUUCAUUUGCAAAACUUCUUUCCUCCAUGAAACACAAGGUUUUUUGUGGUUAUCGUGAUUCUUGAAGCAGUUGAACUGCAGUAAGUUUUGUAUAUAUCCUCAGGUUCUGCCUUUUCAUCUUCACUCGUAGCUUCUGUUCAAGCGUAUUACAUCGCUGGUGCCAUUUAAGGUAAUCGAGACACAAUGACUUCAAGGCCUCUUUGUUUGACCGCAGUGUAAAACUUGGCAAUCAAUAAUGGAGGCACGUUCCAGUUUUCUGCAAGAA